CCAUCAGCCGCUGGAGGGACUCAAACCAGAGCCGGCAGGGGUCACAGAAAAUCACCUUCCAUCACUGAAGCCGAAGAGUAGACCGACGCUGCUGCGGCGCUCCUUGGUGGUCCAACACCCAUGACAGAGAAGCCCGACCGACUCUGAUCUUCACAGGAUUUAAUCGCCACACCGUCUAAAGCCCAAGCAAGAUGAAGGCAUUCAGCAUUGCAGUUGCAGUGACACUCGUGCUCGCCUUUAUUUGCAUUCUGGAGGUCUCCGCCGUCCCGUUCGCCGGGGUGCAGGAGCUGGAGGAGGCAGGGAGCAACGACACUCCAGUCGCGGCGCAUCAAGAGACGCCGAUGGAACCGUGGAUGAUAACGAACCACCUCCGGCAGAAGCGCCACGGCCACAUCGCAAUGUGCCGCUGGUGCUGCAACUGCUGCAGACGCCAAAAGGGCUGCGGACCCUGCUGCCUGUUCUGAGGACCCUCGCAACGACCACGAAACAUUAAUUUAUUACGCUUUUCAUGGCUCCUCCACAGCUGACCUUUCCUUCACUUCUUUUUGCUGCAGCAUCUUUUUUUUUUUUGUUUAAUAUUGUUUGAGUGCUAUGAUUCAGAGAAAAGCACUGACAAUUACUGCUCUCUCUUAUUUAUUUUAUAUGUUUUCUA
Molecule: messenger RNA, 652 nt
Organism: Salarias fasciatus (jewelled blenny)
Lineage: Eukaryota; Metazoa; Chordata; Actinopteri; Blenniiformes; Blenniidae
Gene: hamp
Product: hepcidin antimicrobial peptide
Exons: 3
Coding region: 192-464 (90 amino acids)
Biological process (GO): defense response to bacterium; intracellular iron ion homeostasis
Cellular component (GO): extracellular region
Source: RefSeq, a predicted model, not a curated record